CUCAGUUUAAUAGACCUUUGUCUUCUUUCUCGUAAACAGAACCCAGGAUGGCUUCUCCUACUAAAGAAGGAAGUGAUCCAGCUGACAGUGCUCUCAAAAUUUUAGAAAAUGGGGCUCCGAACGACUGUAGUACAGAUAUAGAGCCUUCAUUUGCUGAUUCUAUUAUGAUCUCUCAGGUGGAAAGCCACCCAGCGAGCAGGGAGCAGGACACACCAACCUGCCAGGGGCAUGCUGUUCCUCAAGCAGCAGAAAACAAUAAGCUUUCAGUUGAGAAGCUCCAAAAAGAUUCUCAAAAAGAAGGUGUAAAAAGAGGGUCCCUUUUCAUUCAGAUUCCCACUCCUAGAAAAUGGAUCCUUCUCAUCUACCCCUUAACUAAGGGAGCAAGACUCGGCUCAGGAGAAGUGGAGGUGGAAACGAGCGAUUUCUGUCACCACGCUGUGAAUUACAGAGUUUCUCUCCAGUUCUCCAUUUCAUGGAGAAUCCCAUUCAUCAACAGCCAUGAGAUAAGAAUGGCCCUCCGCCUGCUGUGUAGGAGACAUUUCUGGCGGGCUGCAGGUCGCCAAAAUACCGUGUGGGUGAAGCCAAAAUACACAGCAUUUCUUCCUCAUCCAAAUGUCCUCACUCACGGGGAGAGAACCACGAUCUUUGGAAGACCUUUGAAUUCGUAUCACUGCUGUCCCCUCGCUGAGAGUCUGACAUCAGGAAAAUUUUCCGAAUCAACUGAUGCUAAAGGAAAGGAUGGAGUCCACAUCUUAGGCAGCAGGGCCCUCGUGGCUCUCAGCGUGCAUCGACAGACAGCUGUGGUGGAACAGCUGUUGCCAGAGAUCCGGGUUGCUUCUGCGUUGUGCCAUCCAUGGCCACCACCACCCGACCCAGGCUCUGCCCUGGGACUGGGUCAUGUCUGCAUCUCACGGUCAUGUCUUUUCCCCAUCAUGGCCACCCCAGAUCCAGUGCCGUGCAGUGAUGUCAAGUAA
Camelus dromedarius (Arabian camel) is the source of this 974-nucleotide messenger RNA. Its product is annotated as CPX chromosomal region candidate gene 1 protein-like. Bases 48 to 974 code for a protein of 308 amino acids. Lineage: Eukaryota; Metazoa; Chordata; Mammalia; Artiodactyla; Camelidae. The record is from RefSeq and is a predicted model, not a curated record. The transcript has 3 exons.